Molecule: messenger RNA, 3603 nt
Organism: Peromyscus eremicus (cactus mouse)
Lineage: Eukaryota; Metazoa; Chordata; Mammalia; Rodentia; Cricetidae
Gene: Slc35e2b
Product: solute carrier family 35 member E2B
Exons: 12
Coding region: 883-2097 (404 amino acids)
Cellular component (GO): Golgi apparatus
Molecular function (GO): antiporter activity
Source: RefSeq, a predicted model, not a curated record
CAGCCAGACAUCACCGCGGGUGCCGGCUCCGGUUUGGAAGGUGCCAAUGUGUGCCUGCAGGGGGCGCUGCCUAGCGGCUCGUCCUCACUAACGCGCAGGAGUCCUGAGGCACCCGCUUCCGUGGUGGCGAGUCGUCCGCCGCAGCUUCCUGCGCGUCACGUCCGGUUCCCUCCCACGCCCGUGUGCCCUGCCAGCGGGCCGCCAGGGGGUGUGUAGCCCGGGCCCUCGGCUCGGAGGCGACUCUCGUCAGUGUGAGGCCGCUCGGCCCCGAGUCGGCGGCGUCGGGAACCUGGCAGUGUCGUCCAUGGGCACGGGCGGAAGGCACUGAGUAAACUCCGGUGGCAUCCCUCAGAACUGAGUCACCAGGUCAAGUCGGAGGCCGUUGGCACCCGGCGCCCAGGUGGCGGCGGACUCGCAGGGCUGGACGCACAGGCCAAGACUUUAUCUCUGUAAUGGAUGUGAAUUGUGGGCUGGGAAGACAGAACUGGAUCAGGACUAGAGGAUGAGUUCAUGACUAUCAUGGAGAGCAUGGCAGCAGGCAGACAGGCAUGGUGCUGGAGCAGUCACUAAGAGCUUACAUGCUGAGAUAACAUCGAGGCAGAGAGAAGCUCCUUGGUGUGCACACUGCCUCACCAGAGAACAAGGACCAGUUGCCUAGAAUGUCGUGAAUUCCUGAUGAAAGCUAGUGAAAUGAUUGUCCUGGGAGAAAGAAAUGGUUGAGCAAGGCCUUUGCUUCCUCACUUUGCUGGAGACAGGCAUGUUGGGGUCCACAUUCAUGCAGACGAGGACUGCUGCCACCUCCAGCUGUGUCCCUCUGCCUGGGCAGUCACUUUGAUCCAUGUGGUCCAUCCUUGAGAUUCACUUCUCACAAGUGCCCUCAGCAUGUCAUCAGCAAAAUCCCAAGCAUUGGAGGAGACAGUACCCGGCUGCGAAGAAGAGCUGAAAGGAAAAACACUUUUCCCUUGGGGCCCCCUUUUUGGUCACCGGAGUGAGAAGAUUGUCUUUACCAAAGGUGAUGGCAGUCCAGAGGAGAGCCUGCUCACCGUCACCAUCACAGAGACUACUGUCAUUGAGUCGGACUUGGGUGUGUGGAGUUCACGGGCUCUCAUCUACCUCACGCUGUGGUUCUUCUUCAGCUUUUGUACCCUGUUUCUCAACAAGUACAUCCUGUCCCUGUUAGAGGGAGAGCCCAGCAUGUUAGGUGCUGUGCAGAUGCUGUCAACGACAUUAAUUGGAUGUGUUAAAAUAUUUGUUCCUUGCUGUUUGUAUCAACACAAAACCCGGCUCUCUUAUCCACCCAAUUUCAUCAUGACUAUGCUCUUUGUGGGCCUCAUGAGGUUUGCGACAGUGGUUUUGGGGCUGGUCAGCCUGAAGAAUGUGGCAGUAUCCUUUGCGGAGACCGUGAAGAGCUCGGCUCCCAUUUUCACAGUGAUCAUGUCUCGGAUGAUUCUGGGGGAGUACACAGGGCUGUUGGUCAACCUGUCCCUCAUCCCGGUCAUGGGAGGACUAGCGUUGUGCACCGCCACUGAAAUAAGCUUCAACAUCCUGGGGUUUUCUGCUGCAUUAUCCACCAACAUUAUGGACUGUUUGCAGAAUGUCUUUUCAAAAAAGCUUCUCAGUGGGGACAAAUACAGGUUCUCGGCCCCGGAACUGCAAUUUUAUACCAGUGCUGCUGCUGUGGCCUUGCUGAUUCCAGCAUGGACCUUCUUCAUGGAUGUCCCAGUGAUUGGCAGGGGUGGGAAGAGCUUCAGCUACAGCCAGGACCUGGUGCUGCUGCUGCUGACAGAUGGCGCCUUGUUUCACCUUCAGAGUGUCACUGCAUACGCCCUUAUGGGAAAGAUCUCCCCUGUGACUUUCAGUGUCGCCAGCACUGUGAAGCACGCCUUGUCUAUCUGGCUCAGCAUCAUCGUUUUCGGCAACAAAAUCACCAGCCUGUCUGCCGUCGGCACCAUCCUUGUCACGGUGGGUGUCUUGCUCUACAACAAGGCCAGGCAGUAUCAGCAGGAGACCAUGCAGAGUCUGGCUACAGCCACUAGCCGGGGUCCAGAGGGUGACACAGAGUCGCUGGUUCCCCAGGACUCUAGACAGCACCACUGAGCUCCUUCUGAUGCUGUGUCCCCUGGAAACCAGGCCUAGACUGUCCUCCUGCACUCUAUGCUGGAAUAGAGAGGCAGACUACGUGGUCAGGUCUCUUGCUCCUCACUUGACAUCAGGUGAGGAAUUUGGGGAUCAGCUUCUGCCUGGCAGAGCCCUGCAGGAGGAAGCAAGUGGCCUGCAGCUACCCUGGCACACUGCCCAGGCUGCAGUUGGGCCAAUGACUCGGUGGGCCAACUGUGCAUUAAGCACAGGUUCCAGUACCAACAUGAAUUGUUCUCUGCUUGAUGCCAUCCAGGAGACCUCAACUUUCUUAUGCCCACCACCACCACAGGCACUGAAGCCUCCUGGUUCCUGACACUCUGUGAAACAGAAAUCUCAGAUGCCAAUGACUCUAGCACGGAGCCACAAAACCCUGGGAAACCAGAGUGGCAGACAGAACGGAGACAAGUGUCUCCUUCCACAGAGGGACAGUGCUUGUGUGAAGGGAGAGUCUCCCCUUUGGGCCUGUGUUACACUGACCAACCCCACUCCAGGUUUGCUGUCUCAUGUUUCUGCUGCCCUUUUGGUCAUUUCUCCAACUCUGGGAAGUAGGCGACAGAUCUCUAAUUAGAACAGGUGCCCAGGAGUUCCUUUCCAUCUUGGGUAUGAUGAAUGUGAAGGAGGCUGUUCCAAAUGGCAUAGCUGACCAUCUGGCCACGGUUCCCCUUCAGGAUGGAUAGUAGCAAAGUUCAGCAGAGACUUUGAGUGUUUGCAGGUUAUGUUGCAUUUAAAGUGACCCUGCUUUUUAACAAAGCAGGUGCCUAUAAAAGUGGGGUAGGUCAGCUUCACACUUCUGGAGUGUCUGCAUGUAAGGUGAAUGAGUCUAUGUACACAGCGGCCUCUUCCCAGGGAUCAUAUGUGUCACUUCCUGAGCCACCAGGUGCCCAGAGCCUGUCCCUCCUCCCAGGGUCACUAGUGUCAGAGCUCAAGGUGUCUGAGUAGUGGAGGCUUGGGCGGCAUGAGAUGCUGAGGUUCUUCUACCUUACCAUUUUGUAGGAUCUAAUGUAUGGUGCAAUCCAUGGCCAGCCAAUCUUUAAGACUCUCUCCAUUGACCCAAACUCUGAGACUUACGAGCCUUAGCCACUGGCACUUCUUGUUCCAAGUCUCACUUCUCGUCUCUGCUGUACAUCUGCAGUGCCCAUGGUGGUUCACUGGUUUCAAAGUUGGGCUUCUUGCCUGGAAAAUAUGAAAUAGCCCCUCAAAGAGAUAGAUUGAGGUGAAAAAGAGCAAUAAUUAUGUCUAAGCUUAUUUACUUGAAAAAGUCUGCUAUGAUGAUGGAUCAAAAUGAGGCCUUUAUAUCUACAAGCCACCUGUUAAAAGACGCUGUGUUCUGGACACAGGCUAGGUGUGUUCUCCCUGUGCUGUGUAAGGUCAGCUCCACUGGGCAGGUGUUCUCUCACUUGACUUUGCCCAGGUUUCUAGUUCCUUCCUCUUUGCUUUUCCCAAAUAAAGAUCCAAUGGAGGGUA